AUGGCAGGUAUUUCAACAGAUCUGGAUCCAAUAUCUUCAGAUGAUGAAUUAGACAUUGAUGAUAUUCCAUUCACGAUAUUAAAUAUGAUAUCAGGUAAUAGAGCCAAAUAUCAAAAACCUUCUCCUACACCAGUAUCCACCACUAUACCGACAAAAGGAACAAGAGAACCUUUAUCACAACAAAGAACCAUCCCUCCAUCGCUGUUUUAUUCCCAUCAUAAGAAACCUAACAAUGCAUCAAUUCGAAAGCCUAGAAGUGUUCAUAGUAGUUUUUUCACCGAUUCCGAUUCUGAUUCUGAUUCCGGUGAUGAUUUCAAUAUCACCCUUCCAAAAGUCUUUCAAUUCAAUGCCGAAAAGAAUGAGAAAAUAUUCUCAAAAGAGCAAGAAUUAAGACAAGUUAUACAACAAGAAACCGAGAAUUUAAAACAAGAAGUUGACAAUAUCAAUUCUCAGAAAAAUACACUAGUGGCGGAAUUGAAUUCUGAUGGGACUCAAGAAUGGACUAAGAAACCUAUCGAUCUUAAAAUUGAGGAUGAUCAAAAACUUAUUGAUUCUUUGAUGAGACAGAAUUAUAAACGAUCCGAUGGAUUUGGGAUAUCUCGACAUUUCUUCUUUUUGAAUGAUAUAAAGAGUAUUGAAUUUGGAGAAGAAGAUUCGGGGAGAUUUCCAUUAACUCAAGCGUUAUUGGGGAUGAUUAUGAGGGAUAAGAAAUCAGGAUGGGAAUUUGUGCAUAAAAAGACUAUUAUUAAACGAUUUGUGUUUAGUGUUCUUGAAUCGGUUCAGAAUCAUGAUCAAUUAAUGCAUAUUAAUGAAUUAAUUUCAAUGAAUAGAGAUACGACGGUGGAAAUGUUAUCCAAUGAAGAAUUAAUAUCAUCCAAUGAAGAAUUAUUAUCGAUAGUGAAGAAAUGUGGUGGGACUGUUGAGUUUAUAUCGUCGGAAAGUGUGCCUAUCAAAAUGGACCAAUUUAAUAAUUGUUUAAAGUUAGGAUUGUUCAGAUUGGCAAUAGUUUUGAAUUUUUAUUUAUGUUGUUGGAAUGAUCCUAUUAAUAAUGAAUUCUUGAAAUGUUUUAUAUUUAUAAUAUCUGAUUUCAAUGUUAAUAAACGAGAAUACUCGGGACUUAAAUAUUUCAUAAAAUCAGUAUUUACAAAUAUUAUUAAUUCCUUAUAUCCUGAUCAACAUAUUGAAUUUGUGAAGACUUUUACAAUGAUCUUGAAUAAUAUAAGAACAAACAUAUUUGGAGAAUCAGAAAUUCUUAAAAUUAAGAAAAUGGAUUAUGAACUUAAAUUCAACGUAUUAAGACUUCUCAAUAAUGUCUUUUCAACCACCAUCCAAAGUAACGUCUUAAGUAUAAUUGAAAAACUCAACUAUUACUCGGUUCUCGGCUCAGACUUUGAUAUUUCCCAACCCAUUCAACCCGACACAUUUGACAACAUGAUUCAAAAAAUAACCCUGGGCCUAAUCCUUGAAAACAUGUUUACAGAACUCGAAAAGGGCAACUAUGAAAUGGCAAAUCAGAUCUAUCAAUCCUACUACGAGAUAAAACAUCUUCCAUAUCUCCUAAUCCAUCCAUUCAAUUUCCAAACCACAAGAGAAGAAAAUUCUCGUCACUUAAAUCGAAUUAAAUCAUUAAUAGAAGAUUUGAGAAAGAAUAUCCUUAUGAAUAUCAAACAAGUUGGUUCAGUCAAUCUUGAUGAAUCAAAAUUUAAUCGUCAAGAAUUGGUGAAGUUUAUAACUGAUAAUUAUCAUGAUUUGAAUUAUAUGUGUACAAAACUUGAUAAAGAAUUGGAUUUGGUUAAGAGUGAUAUCUUUUAUAAGACAAAUGAUGAUGAAUAG
This is a messenger RNA of Hemisphaericaspora subhashii, 1833 nucleotides long. RefSeq lists its product as uncharacterized. NCBI's taxonomy places the organism in Eukaryota, Fungi, Ascomycota, Pichiomycetes, Serinales, Debaryomycetaceae. Bases 1 to 1833 code for a protein of 610 amino acids. The transcript has a single exon. The record is from RefSeq and is a predicted model, not a curated record.